CGCAACGCCGUGUUCGUCUGACAGCGACCCGACCCGCCAGGACACGAUCACGUUCAUCCGAAUCUCGACCUCGUUACCUCGCCAUCGCAUCGACCGAAUUCAUCGAACGUUUUACCGAACGCUCCUCGCGAAUCCACGAAACGAGACACGCACGCGACGUGCCACCGACGAGUUACCGGCGGAUCAACCGAGGACCACUCGAAGCUUUGCCGCGCUCUCGGCUUACACCUGUUGUUAACCGCAACCGAGCCGUCGCGCUCUUUUACUCGCGCCCCUCUCAAACACAAACACUUCGGCACAAAUGAUGAAAGGUCGGCAUCAGUUUCGCCGCCGUUUCAGUCUGCAGCCGUCGUCGCUGAAGGAGGGUCAAGAAGAUGGAACGACGAAAAACGUUAGAAAUGAGAGAUUGUCGGAAUCGGACAGCGGCGGUGGAAAACAAACGGACAAUUCCAUACGAUACAAAAUCGUGGUGAUGGGAGCAGCGAAGGUUGGAAAGUCGGCCAUUAUCAAUCAGUUUCUUUACAACACCUUCACUCCCAAGUACAAACGAACAGUGGAGGAGAUGCAUCACGGCGAUUUCAACGUUUCCGGGAUACACUUGACGUUGAACAUCUUGGACACAUCUGGAUCGUACGAGUUUCCAGCUAUGAGAGACCUUUCCAUCAAAUGCGCGGAUGCUUUUAUCCUCGUCUACGACGUCCAUGACGCUAACACGUUCCUCGAGGUGAAAACUCUCAGAUCCGAAAUCCUCAGCAAGAAAGGAGCGGUGCCAAUCGUGAUCGUUGGCAAUAAAGUCGACCUAAUCGAAACGGAACAAGAGGUGGAUACCGAAAGCACGAGAGAGCUGGUGACCACAAAGUGGAACAACGGAUUCGUGGAGGUGUCGGCAAAGGAGAACCUGAACAUCACGCAGGUGUUUAAAGAGCUGCUGACUCAGGCGAAGAUGAAGUACAAUUUGAGCCCAGAGCUACGGCGACGCCGCCGACAAUCGCUACCGCCUCCGCAACAUUUAAAUUCCCGCAGCAGCAGCGCUCACGUUCCAUCGCCCGCUCAAUUGCAACAUUUGCAACAGAUUCGUGAGCGUUCCGAGUCCAAGAGGAAUUCCUGCAUUCUCUCGUAAACAGUGGCUGCUACGUUACAGCAGAUCCGAUAGAGAAGGGGCGAGCAAGUCGAACAGAAAGGGAGAAACUAUGCUACGACGAUUCUAUUAGCGAUUCCAUUCGCUGUGAUCGAUCGAUAUUCUCGUUUCGACGUGCCUGCCUUGCACGGUCGAUAGAAACCACGAUCAAACGAUCCUUCGGUGGAUUAAACACUAUCAGGGAUAUGUCGUAGGUGAAAGGUCGAAAGGUAGCUUUUAACCGUGGAACACGAUGAAUUUUUUCAUUUUACGCGAACGAUUGAAUCGACAUCGAGACAGUUCGAAGUCCUGCGCGUCGUUUAACGCGUUCAAUUUCGUGAUUCGAUGAUGAGUUUGAUACCGUAAUAAAGAGAAGUCGAAGGAAAAAGGAGGUAACAUAAUUUCGGUACAAAUUGGAAAGUUUGAAUCGGAAGCAACCGUAAUUCGAGUACAGUAGACUCUUGUUGCCUCUUUUAUGGGAAGUUCGUAACACGAUAGGACCACCAUUUUAUGAUCCCGAGAUCGUCGCGCGUUAGAUUUCCACGAGUUAGAGAUCCAACGCGUUAUGUCUUUGACGCAUUGUAUCGCGACCCAUUGUAUCGCAACGCAUUGUACCGCAACGUAUUGUUCCGAAACGCGUUGUACGGUUAAGCAUAAUAUAUCUCCACGGAGACACUCGCAACAUCAAAGGAGAAAACUUCUUAUCAACCAGAUAUAUUGUCGACUCGAAGAAUUACGCGCAGUUACUGUCCCAACCGCGGGCCAUAUAACAAGAGUCUAUUGUAAUCAGAAUUAUACUGUAUAUUACAUCGCCGGGUUCCUCACGAGGUUUAACGCGUUAAAUGUCCGCGAGAGACUUAACCGUAGAAAUGGCCUCGAAUUUUGAACUUUGACGAUAAGGUUCGAAUCUUCCGUCGCGCAGUCUUAAUCGUACAAAGAAACGAUUCGAUAAAUCGAAGAUAAAUCGAUGUUUAUUGUUCGACAUUUCAAUGUGUAAUAGGACGAGUCAGAAAUACUUGAUGUAUCUCUAUUUUGUCUUCGACUAAACACGUGUCCUGAAAUUCGAUCAAGAUGUUCUUUGUUCCUUUCAGAAAUAGGGUAGAAAAAGAAACUACCGUCACCGGGAUAUUUUGUAACUUGUGCUAGUCGACGACGACCAUUUCUGGUGAUCUAUCGUUUUCUUGGAGCGAAAAAGGAGACGAAAACGUAAAACAAUGCAGACGAGACGUUUCUAAAAAAAAAGUAUAACCGAACCAAGCGAUGUAUACGUUAAGUUUAACUAAUUUAUUCCGAAUUAUCAAAACCAUAGGGUCCCAGAAUUUGCAGGCAUACCAAAGUAUCCUACAAAGAUAUCCUACUUCAGGGUUGUCUCCCACUGCCCGUUCAACAUCUUAUUACCUAAUCCAACGUAUAUACAACACGCCCAAGAAACAUUUUAUAAAUCAUUACUUGACUAGUCGAUCGAAUGAAUUUACAUUUAAACAAUCGCCUACGCUGUUCUUUAUACAUACUAUAUAUACACACGCAAUUGAUUUAAAACAAAAAAAAAACGUAAUCUUGACUAAUUCAAUCUAUAAUGUAAAGUUACGUGUAGGCAGUUUAUUAACAAGUAUUAUUAAAUAUUAAUAUUCGUUACUUACGACGUAAUACGUAUAUUUCGAAAGAGAUAACAAAAAGUCUAUCAUUCUCUUACCUAACUAUGAAAUAUCGAAUUAUUUGUCAAUUACGAUAAACGUGAACUUAUUGUACACGAUUGCCUUGCUCGAACCUGAGUUACCCUGAGUACAAUAACGUUCAGGUGAAAAUAGCAUUACCACGUACAAAUUCUUCUAUUCGAUUGCAAUAGCUUUUUAAACAGCGUCAUUGUACUCGACUAACGCUAAAGACAAAACGUAACAAACAAGUAGUGUGUAUGUUGACAUUGUACGAAAUUCCAUUAUAGACGCGAAUCUUUGCUGAAAUCACGUAUUAUCAACUUGAACUUUGCAAACGCAUUACUUGAUCGUGUUAAUUCAAUUAAUGUUAACUAGGUCCAUCGAUUCAACGAGGAAAACAUCAAUCAAGGGAUCGAAACAUUUAACGCGUGAAUUACUUGUAACUAGAUACAGAUAAACUUUCGUCAGGCCACACUUUAACACGACCGUGACUAUUUCUAGCGUAGCUCCGAACGAAAUUCUAUUGGGGACAGAUUAUUAGUAGUAAGCCCUUGACUUUGUAUCAUUGCGUUACCAGAAAUUAAA
Megachile rotundata (alfalfa leafcutting bee) is the source of this 3357-nucleotide messenger RNA. Its product is annotated as ras-related protein Rap-2a. The record is from RefSeq and is a predicted model, not a curated record. NCBI's taxonomy places the organism in Eukaryota, Metazoa, Arthropoda, Insecta, Hymenoptera, Megachilidae. Gene Ontology annotation, molecular function: GTP binding; GTPase activity.